Molecule: messenger RNA, 708 nt
Organism: Aspergillus brunneoviolaceus CBS 621.78
Lineage: Eukaryota; Fungi; Ascomycota; Eurotiomycetes; Eurotiales; Aspergillaceae
Exons: 1
Coding region: 45-413 (122 amino acids)
Source: RefSeq, a predicted model, not a curated record
AUCUUGAAUACCGUCACGCUGAGGCGGCAGGAGGCAAUGAAAGGAUGGUGGCUUCCUUACUUGAUAAGCGGUGGAAUCGGCCGGGUGGCAUCAUAUUCCUCCCUCCCCUCCUUCUUCCCCUCUCUUCUCUUUCUCACACGAAUAGCCUCAUGAAAGCCUCUUAUUUAAGCCCAAUAUCAAGCAGUCUUUCAUUCUUCCGGUUACCCUAUACGGGGUGUAGUUAUCGAAUCCAUAUCUUGCUUCCCUACUCGCCUUGGAAGCCUCAAUACUAUGUGGAUGGGAAGCAGCUCAUACAAAUGGCAUAUGGCUUCUGGGAGCACAGCGAAGGAACUCCGGAUAUAACAACAGUACCAUUGUACUGGGACGUGCUGUUACCAGGUAUCCCCUCGGGAACUACUAUAUUGUUCAGAUAAGCCAUGAUAAGUUGUAUAUUAUUGUGAACCUACCCGGCCAGACAAAACAGUUACCAGUCGAUCAUUUUUGACGACAUCAAGCAUCAUUUUCACACUCACUUCCCCCACCCUAUCAUUUUUGACACUUUCUACUGAGAACUGCGUGGAUAACGGCGCCAAGAGCCUUAACGCGGUACAAGAACGACAAUAUCGCAGGCUUCACUGUGUUUAUCCACCAGAUCAGCAUAAUGUGAACCUCGUGUAUCUGCUGUGAACGGGGCUUAAUGGUCUCUUAAGGCCUUUGUCUCACUCUGAA